Messenger RNA from Penicillium verhagenii, 2064 nucleotides. RefSeq lists its product as uncharacterized. Gene Ontology annotation, molecular function: RNA polymerase II cis-regulatory region sequence-specific DNA binding; DNA-binding transcription factor activity, RNA polymerase II-specific; zinc ion binding. Gene Ontology annotation, cellular component: nucleus. The transcript has a single exon. The coding region runs from base 1 to 2064 and encodes 687 amino acids. The record is from RefSeq and is a predicted model, not a curated record. Gene Ontology annotation, biological process: DNA-templated transcription; positive regulation of transcription from RNA polymerase II promoter by galactose. Lineage: Eukaryota; Fungi; Ascomycota; Eurotiomycetes; Eurotiales; Aspergillaceae.
AUGCCCGGAAAUACAUUGCCCGGACUUCCACGGGUUACGGUCGCAGCACGACGACGCAAGAUUGCCAAGGCUUGCGAUUUUUGCCGCGAGCACCGUAUUCGCUGUGAAGCCGUCACUCCAUGCCCUCAAUGUGUGGCCAACGGUGUGGCCUGCCAUCGUUCUCGUCCAUCAAAAAAUACACGGAGGAGUAGUAUAAUGCGAAACCAAGGCAGGUCGGAGGUACAACCCGCAGCCCAACCAUGGGAAAAUAGCACAUCGAUCAUUGGCUCUCAUCCCGAUGAAGAUAUUGGGCCAACACCGUCGCCAUCGGCAAAUCUGGCAUGGACUUCGCAAAAGACGGACUCAAUUAUGGGAUUCAUUGCCCGGAUCAACGCUUUUUGCUCAACUCUAUCACCGAAUUCACCAAACACUAUUCCAUCUGGAGAUGGCCCUCACUUAGACCAGACCUCGCCAUUCCCGCCCAGUAUUGCGCAGGAAACACUCCAGUCAGAAUGCGACUUGUCGCCUGAGCAGAUAAAACAGCUAAUGAAAAUUUUCUGGACUCGUUUUUGUCCACAAAUGCCAAUAGUUCAACGGGAGGAUCUAAACACCCCUUGUCAAGAGAUGCAUGGAGCUCCCUCGCCUUUGCAAGAUGCCAUCAUUGCAUAUUCCUUGCAUUCUAUCUAUUGUUCAGGACUUCAGAACAGAAUUGUUGGUCUCAACUGGCCUCAAUUCCGCCGACCAAAAUCAACAAUUGGAAUGCCUUACUUUCAGCGUUGCCUCUCGGCCAUCACUCAAUUCACUUCAUUCGCAACUCCAACAAUAUCCAUGAUGCAAUGCUUCUGCUAUCUAACACUGUAUCUGUUGGAUGUUGGAUAUCACCAAGCUGCAUAUAACAUGGUUGGACUGGGUCUUCGUAUUGCGCAAUCUCUCAACUAUAUGGAUUCACGAAACGGUGGCUAUAGGGAAUGUCAGCUGUUUCGGCGCAUCUGGUGGACCUUGAUUCAUCUUGAUUUCCGCUGUUCGAGACACGUGGGCAAGCCUGUUAGCAUCAAUAUCGAUGAUUUGAUGUGCCUAAGGCCUGGCGGAGAGCUAGAUGACAUCAACCUCUCAAAUGGCUUAUUGUUUCACACAGAGUCCAUUCGUCUUACAGCCGCUGCACUCGUUAUGAAUGACUCGAUUGAUCGCUACUCGGCUUCUCUGCCGAGUGGAGCAACUGAUCCAACAUCCGUUGAAUCGCGUGCUAGAAAUUUAUCAUCUUUGCUACAUCAUCUAAGAAGUUGGCGCGAUGAACAAACCUGGGCGAAAGACUUUGCGAACAUACGUUUCGAAGUUCUCAAUCUACCAACUGAUCCCAAAGAGGCCCUUGCCGAUGAGGAUCAAGACUCAGAACAGCCUCCAAUGAUCAACUUACUGAGCACUCUAUUAUUGCUGCAGUAUCACAAUGUUGUGGUCGGCUUUCACCGCGUGUUCAUAGACCUCCCCAGUGAACCACUCGUUCCAAAAUCUACCCCAAAAGCAGACGCACACGCCGCAACCGCACUUAACCAUGCUUUGACGAUGAUUAAAAUUGCCCAUCGUAUCAUGGCAACUCAAGAUGUUCUCCACGGUCUCUCUGAGUUAUACCAGUACCUAUGGAACGCAGUAAUAACGAUAGUCGGAUACAGGCUCGCAUAUCCAUACUGUCAUCACUGUCUGCGAGUUAGAGAAUACCUCCAACUUGCCCUUGAAAUCUUCGACUCGGCUGGCACCAACAACUUCACAGCAACAAGGGCAGCUACUCUGACUCGGAACCUUUGCACCAAAGUUGUUACUCUAGUUCAAGUCUUGACCAAGCCUCAACUCACUCUUGGGACAUCCUCAUUUUCCGCUCCAAGCACCGAGCCACGAUUCAUCGAGAAUCAUCAAAGCGACCCGAUGUUCUCUGCUGUUGCAAGCGAUGGCAAUGCAAUGCCUGACUUGAACAUGGACCUACUUGGGUCCUCGACCACUAACAUCAAUAUGGAUGCAUGGCCUAGUUACUUCAAUGAAGUCAGCGAGGCAUUUAUGGACCCGGCGGAAUUCUUUACGCCACACAAUCUGUGA